This is a messenger RNA of Brassica oleracea var. oleracea, 492 nucleotides long. Its product is annotated as pathogenesis-related protein 1-like. NCBI's taxonomy places the organism in Eukaryota, Viridiplantae, Streptophyta, Magnoliopsida, Brassicales, Brassicaceae. Gene Ontology annotation, cellular component: extracellular region. The transcript is spliced from 2 exons. Bases 1 to 492 code for a protein of 163 amino acids. The record is from RefSeq and is a predicted model, not a curated record.
AUGAAAAUCUUUAACCAAUCUCGAAACCUAAUCCUAGCCGAAUUCAUUUUCCUUGUUUUCAUUGUUCCCCUAAGAGCCCAAGACAGCCCACAAGACUUUUUGGACGCUCACAACCAAGCACGAGCAGCGGUUGGGGUGGAUCCUUUAGGGUGGGACGAGACGGUGGCUGCAUAUGCUCGCGACUACGCAAACCAGCGUAGAGGUGACUGCGCCUUGGAACACUCGAGUGGGCCCUAUGGAGAGAACAUCGCCUGGAGCAGUGGUGACAUGUCAGGUGUUGAAGCAGUUAACAUGUGGGUGAACGAGCAGGCUGACUACGAUUAUGGUUCCAACACAUGUGACUCAGGAAAACAGUGCGGCCACUAUACUCAGAUUGUGUGGAAAAAGUCGGUGAGGUUGGGAUGUGCAAAAGUGAGUUGCGACAAUGGUCAAACCUUCAUCACUUGCAACUAUGAUCCUCAAGGUAAUAUCGUGGGCGAGUGGCCUUACUGA